AUGCGUCUUCUACUAUCUCUCGUGGUAGUUGCAACCAUCUGUCCGCUUAUAUCCGCGGUGCCCGCAGGUUCAAGUGUCACUCCACCACCGCCCCUCCAGCCUGUCCACCUCAUUACUCAUUCCGACCCACGCCGCCCAUGGACGCGAGUGCGCGAUUGGGUUAUUGGUUCGAUCUGGGGGAUUGAUCGCAAGCAUUGUUCAAAGGAUUCAUCGCCGCCGGCAAACAUCUACGCUCGAUAUGGCAGCGACGUAGUACUUCGGUUUAACUUGCGUCAGCCGGAUGAGGCAGCCGCAUUGUCAUCCGCGUCGCAAGUGCUGUUCUUGGAUAUUUGGGCCAUCACUUCAGAAUUCGUGGAUAUUAGACUCGCAGAGGAUAUGAUACCCUCAUUGCUCGACCUCCUCCCUACCACUCUCCGAACCUCCUACACUCCCCUCAUAGAUAACCUCGCCGAGAAGAUCUACGCAACAUAUCCCGAUAGCAACCGUCAUGAUGCGGAUUUCGGGUCUGGGACUAUGUCAUCGGGGCCAAAGACAUCCACCAUCGGGGAUCUAUUUUUCGAAGAAUACCAGCCAUUAUCGGUCAUUACGCAAUGGAUGCGCUUGAUGGCGUCAAUGUUUUCCUCGCACGCGAAGAUGACUAGUAUUGGCGUUUCCUACGAGGGCCGCGAGAUUCCAGCCCUGCGACUUGGCACGUCUGAAACAGAGUCCAACCCCGGGCCCCGCAAGACGAUCGUCAUCAUGGGUGGCACCCACGCCAGAGAAUGGAUCAGCACAUCCACAGUGACAUACGUGGCAUACAGCCUCAUCACUCAUUACGGAUACUCCCCUGCCGUAACACGCUUGUUGCACGAGUACGACUGGAUUCUAAUCCCCACCCUCAACCCAGACGGAUACGUCUACUCGUGGGAAUCAGAUCGUCUGUGGCGCAAGAACCGCCAACCAACUGGCCUACCAUUGUGUCCCGGUGUGGACUUGGAUCGAACGUGGGACUUUGAGUGGGAUGGCGAGUCAACUCAUUCAAACCCCUGCUCCGAGAACUACGCCGGAGCAGAGCCAUUUGAAGCGCGGGAAUCGGAUCGUCUGGCGCAGUGGGCGCAAAAUGAGACAGCUCACGGCCGCGCUGACAUCGUCGGAUUCAUUGACCUGCACUCUUAUUCUCAGCAGAUCCUCUAUCCGUACUCAUACAGCUGCUCAUCGGUACCUCCCACCCUGGAGAGUCUAGAGGAACUCGCCUUGGGUCUCGCCAAGUCUAUUCGCCAGACCUCGCACGAGUUAUAUGACGUUACUUCGGCAUGCGAGGGGAUCUUAACCAAUGGUGCAGCUGCUGGUGUCACUUCCGGUGGUAGUGCUCUGGACUGGUUCUACCAUAAACUGCAUGCCAAGUACUCUUAUCAGAUCAAACUUCGGGACCGGGGUAGCUAUGGGUUCCUUUUGCCCUCAGAGCAUAUCGUUCCUACCGGAAAGGAAAUCUUUAAUUCGCUUUUGACCUUUGGAAAGUUCUUAUGGGGUGAGGAAGUAUCAGAGGCUUCCUUUGAGGAUCUCAUGACGGGUAGUCAAAUGCCCCUGACAGAUCAGGUAUAA
Penicillium nucicola is the source of this 1581-nucleotide messenger RNA. RefSeq names its product M14 family metallopeptidase. The transcript is spliced from 2 exons. Lineage: Eukaryota; Fungi; Ascomycota; Eurotiomycetes; Eurotiales; Aspergillaceae. The record is from RefSeq and is a predicted model, not a curated record. Gene Ontology annotation, molecular function: metallocarboxypeptidase activity; zinc ion binding. Gene Ontology annotation, biological process: proteolysis. The coding region runs from base 1 to 1581 and encodes 526 amino acids.